Molecule: messenger RNA, 2715 nt
Organism: Camellia sinensis
Lineage: Eukaryota; Viridiplantae; Streptophyta; Magnoliopsida; Ericales; Theaceae
Product: protein FAR-RED IMPAIRED RESPONSE 1
Biological process (GO): regulation of DNA-templated transcription
Molecular function (GO): zinc ion binding
Source: RefSeq, a predicted model, not a curated record
AUCGCAGCCUCUCUAAUUUAUCGUUUUUCAUUCCAAUACCACCGAAGCCUACCUAACACAGAGCAAUGAAAUUGCACCGAAUUAUACACAGAGCAACGCGUCCGAGUCAACUCUGUUUCUAAGCUCUCUCUGUGAUCGCGACCAACACGCCUCGAUUCCGUUGUUUCGAUUUGACUCUGUAACUAAAGGCAUGGAAGAAGUGUCAAGUAGUUCUCAGAGUGUGGAGCUGCUAGAGCAUAAUGAAGGUAACAUUGAGAAUGAAUCGGAGAAAACAAGCAAUGUAGAAGAGAGAGUAGAGGAUCCUAAGGUUGGCAUGUUGUUUGAUUCCAUUGAUGAGCUUGUGGAAUUUUACAAAUUGUAUGGGAAGGCAAAGGGUUUUGGCGUGUCUAUAAGAACCUCUAAAAAAGGAACCGAUGGGAAGGUGAGGUAUGUGACCGUUGCUUGUUGUCAUACUGGAAAGCAAAGGAUCAGAUCAAGCAACCCCCUUAAGUUGAAACCACAGUCAAAAACAGAUUGCAAAGCUAAGCUUAGUGUAGUUCUAUGCCCCGAUGAAAAGUGGAUGCUGAACUCCAUGAUACUUGAUCAUAACCAUGAAUUGAGUCCAGGAAAAUCCCGGUUUUACAGAUGCCACAGGGUUCCUCAAUCAUCUAGGAAAAGGAGGCUUGAAUUGAGUGAUAAAACCAGUAUACUGAACAAUAGUUUCAAUUCAUUUGGGGUUGAUGCAGGAGAACAUCAGAAUUCGCCUUUUUUAGAGAAUGAUUGCAUACAUCUUGUUGAUAGAGUCAAAUGUUUACAGCUGCAGGAAGGAGAUGCUACUGCAAUGAACAAUUACUUUUUAAAGAUGCAAGUUGAUAAUUCAAACUUCUUUUACAUGAUGGAUUUAGAUGAAGAGGGUCGACUAAGGAAUGUGUUGUGGGUAGAUGCAAGGAGUAGGGCGGCAUUUAAAGAGUUUGGUGAUGUAGUUACAUUUGAUACAACAUACUUGGUUAACAAGUAUGACAUGCCAUUGGCUCUUUUUGUGGGGAUGAACCAUCAUGGGCAAUUGACUUUGCUAGGUUGUGCACUGAUAUCAAGCGAAGACACCGAGACAUUUACAUGGCUAUUUCAGUCUUGGCUUACUUGCAUGUCUGGAUGCCCUCCUAGUGCAAUAAUUACAGAUCAAGACCAAGCCAUGAAAAAGGCUAUAGAGAUUGUUUUUCCUAAUGCACGACACCGGUGGUGCUUGUGGCAUAUCAUGAAAAAGAUGCUAGAAAAAUUGAGAGGAUGCGGACAAUAUGAAUCAGUCAAGUUUUGUAUGCAAAAUGUUGUUUAUGAUUCCUUAACGAAAGAAGAAUUUGAAGAAAGUUGGGGUAGGUUCAUUGAGAAGUAUAAAAUUGAAAGAAAUGAAUGGUUGCUUGGGUUGUAUGAUGAGAGGCAUCGUUGGGUGCCUGCCUUUGUGAAAGAUAUUUUCUGGGCAGGAAUGUCAACCACACAGCGAAGUGAAAGUAUGCAUGCCUUCUUUGAAGGGUAUGUCAAUUCAAAGACUUCUUUGAAACAAUUUCUAGAACAAUAUGAGAAUGCUCUGACAAAAAAGGUGGGAAAUGAAAAUAAGGAAGAAUUCAAUUCUUUUAAGUCAUGCCUCCCAUGUAUAACUCGUUAUGAGAUGGAGAAGCAAUUUCAAAGUGCUUACACGACGGCAAAAUUUAAAGAAUUUCAGCAACAGUUAAUAGGAAAGAUUUAUUGUAAUUUGUCUUCAUGUAAGGAAGGUGCUACCAUUUCAGAAUAUGCAGUAGGUGAAGAUAUAUCAACUGGAGAAAGCCACCGGCGUGCAAUUUUUUAUGUUUUAUUUAAUGAGGUUACCAGUGAAGUUAAUUGUAAUUGCCGGUUGUUUGAGUAUAGAGGAAUAUUGUGCAAACAUCAAAUUGUGGUGUUGAUUCAGAGGAUGAUUUAUCAAGUACCAGACAAGUACAUCUUAAAAAGAUGGAGUAAAACUGUCAAAAGGGGCCACACUAAGAUUCGGAUCUGUUAUGACAAUUGGUUUGUCAAACCUGAAGCACGCCGCUUUGAUAAAAUGUGCAAUGCCUUUCAUGAAGUUGCUGAUUUGGCAACUGAUACUGAAGAUAGAUGUGAGAUGGUGAUGACGUGGAUACACAAAUUAAAUGGGGAGUUGAAAGAAGCGGAAGAUGUUUGUGGAACCAAUAAGCCUAUUUCUGGCGGGCAAGUUAUGAGUUGGCAGAGCUUUGAAUUCAUGGGUUGUUUGUUAAAUACAAUUCUAAUCUAUUAUCACAAUUUUGAUCAUGCUUUCAAAAUGUAUUGAUGGUGAUCUUUUUGCAGGUUAGAAGCCAAGGUUGAAAUCAUCAUUGGGGGAACAAGUGGAAUUAGAGCAAGCACAGUGCUGUAGAUGUAUGGCAUGCUCACAUAUCUUCAUGUAUUUAGAUGUUUGUUUUGCAUUUUAACAACUGGAGAAAACAACAGGAGAGGGUUCCAAGCAUCAUGGAUUUUGCUAUAUGUAUCUAGUUGUGUUUGUUUUCUGCAACACAUUGAGUGAGGACGUUAUCUUCCAGCAUAUGUGUUCUUGGGCUACCAACGUGAUAUUUAUAUGUAGGUUGUCUAGGUAAUUUGUAUGUACAAAAUUUCAUUGAAAACAGUAGUAUUGAUCUCUCAAAGUUCACUCUGUUUGUCUGAGAUGAUGCUGAUUGGGAUGUUGUUUACAACUGAAUUUGGGAUUUUCUGGGA